Messenger RNA from Dermacentor andersoni, 9190 nucleotides. Its product is annotated as potassium channel subfamily K member 1-like. NCBI's taxonomy places the organism in Eukaryota, Metazoa, Arthropoda, Arachnida, Ixodida, Ixodidae. Gene Ontology annotation, cellular component: plasma membrane. Gene Ontology annotation, biological process: stabilization of membrane potential; potassium ion transmembrane transport. Gene Ontology annotation, molecular function: potassium ion leak channel activity; outward rectifier potassium channel activity. The record is from RefSeq and is a predicted model, not a curated record.
AUUUCGCUUCUCUGCACAGGACGAGGAAGUUGAGGUGGUGAGGCAGGAUGGGAGCAGGGCUUAGAAGUGUCGUUACCAUUAUAUCGUUAUCAUCUCGCUGCUGAAGAGACCGACACCGACCAACCAUAUCAUCAUGUUUUAUCUAUUUGUUCUUUGCAUUCGGGUUUUAACAGUUCGCAAUGGGUACAAGUGGGUACAGGUACAGGCUGACGUCACAAUUGCAGGAAUGAAUCUGCGAUUGCGUUUGGCUCUAUCAAACUAUGUCUUAUGAACUGCAAAAAAAAAAGAAAAAGAAAAAAGUUUCCCGUGGUUGAGCGAUUGUGCGGCGACGUGUUAUCAGUACAUGCGCGAAUGCCGGAGCCCAGCGGACCUCCUCUUCCAUCCUUCUUUCCAGAGAUAUUCCAUAAACCGCCGUCGUCAUCCUCUUCCCUCCACGCCUCUUUCUCUCUCUCAAUAUUCUCUUUCUUCCUUUCUGCGCGGGCUAGGCGUGCGGCAAAACCGGCGCGUGUUUGCGAAAGGGAAAUGCGAUCAGAAGAGCGAGCUGGCGGCUGCUGUAACCAUACGGAGGAAGUGACGUCGCUGGGUGCUCGCUGUUUCCGAGAGUACCCUGCCGGAGCUGGGGGCGCCACUUCCGCGCCGCUCUAGAAAGCAGACGACGGGCGGCCGGCGGCGGUCGUCUGCUCGGCUCCCUCUGAAAAGGCUGCGACAGCGGCUCGGCCACGUCUGCUUUCGCGUUUGGUUCGUACCGCGCUCGUUCUUCUGCAUCGACGGUAGCUAACGACAAUCGCUUUGCCUCAGCAGACAAAACAGACAGUACACAUCUGGUGCACCCCUGUGCGACGAGCUAUUAUGGCCUAUCACUUUCAGAAACUGUUACUUAGGUUAAUCUUUCACCGCAUCUCUUGACCGUUGGGUCCGCCGCGCUCAGUUCCCUGUGCUUCUCUCGCGUUUCGCUUCGUCGCCAUCUGCUCCCGCAUCACCGCUCGCUCCGCCGUCGUUUGCCUGCGUUGACCGACGACUCGCCAGCCUCUCGCUGCAGACGACAGCUGUGUGCAACAGGUUGAGCGGUAGCCUUGCCGACAACUCGACGACCGCCUGUGUGAGUGGGUGUUGUCGUUGCUUCUCUUUUCGAGACGGAGACACCGUCUAUGAUGGACCGUAAUCUCGAGAUCGGAGGUGGCGAGAUGAUGAUGGUCACGGACACGCAGAAGCUCGUCCUUCCCCAAAGCACGGAAAGCCUGGUAAAGCCUAUGAGUUACGCCGGCGGCGGCGGUAACGGCAAGUCGGCGCACUACAAGCGCCUGAUGGGGAUGCGGCGGAGCAACUUCCUUCUCGUGCUGCUCGUGCUGAUGCAAAUGAGCUACUUGUGUUUCGGCGCAUUCAUGUUCUGCAGCUUUGAAGGACCGGGAGAACAGGAACUGAGGCGGCACCUGAAGAUGUUCCGCGCGGCCUUUCUGAGGAACUUCUCCUGCCUCAACGACGAGGCCCUGGAGAGCUUCAUCGUGGAGAUUGUGCGCGCUCACGAGAACCGAGUCUCGCCGGUCAAGAACGUCACCUCGGACCCGAACUGGAGCUUCGGGCACUCGUUCUUCUUCUCCAGCACGAUCAUCACCACGAUCGGCUACGGCAACAUCACGCCACUGUCCACGGGUGGCAAGAUCUUCUGCAUCGUGUAUGGGCUGAUUGGCAUCCCGCUGACCCUGAUCCUGCUGUCGGCUUUCGUCGAGCGACUCCUAAUCCCUGUCACCUACAUGCUGCAGUUUCUCAACUCGCGCCUCGGGCACCUCUACCAGGCAUUCAAUAUCCGUGUCCUCCACCUCUUCAUUGUUGGUCUGUUGGUGGUGAUCUUCUUCUUCCUGGUGCCUGCGGCCAUCUUCUCAUCCCUGGAGCCAGAGUGGGACUAUGUGGACUCACUUUACUACUGCUUCAUAUCUCUCACAACCAUUGGUCUUGGCGAUUUCACACCUGGAGACAGCUAUGAGCAGCCCUACAGGCCUCUCUACAAAGUGGCAGUUGUGGGGUACCUGCUAGUGGGCCUGACAUCUAUGAUGCUUCUGCUCAACGUGCUAUACGACAUUCCGCAGCUCAACGUGGGCGUUUUCUUUCUGCUCAAGAGCGAUGAGAUGACCAAUGACCCUGAGAAAGUGCGCCUACACCACGGCCUCGGACCCAAGUACACGCAGCAGAUAGAUGAGCCUCCACCACCACAGGUGCGCCACAUCAAAGCUCGGCCGCCACCAUCCUCUUCUUCACCUGAGGAUCUGCCGUGACUGGCCACAUGUUCGUAGGCGCAAUGUGUGCAAGGCAUGCGCAGAACAAAACAAGGAAAUGAUGGGCAUAACCACGGCUGUGUCCGUGGCGCACGGAAAAGAGGCUUAUGUCUCAAAACACCUCGACGCGUUCCUGAGCUUUAGCAGAAGCUAGUUGCUGUAUUAUUUUCCAGUGCAGCGCUAGCACUGACCUCAGUAUAGCAUAAAUCUCUUGGAACACCACAUUAGCAACACAAUACAGUUGUGAUGCUGCGACACUGCUGCCAGCGCAGAUAUAGCUGUUGAGUACUUUUAAAGCUUGACUAACUAUGUGGUACCAGGGUUGUGUACGCAGACAUUGUGGCGAAAUUUGGACUGAUGAGGUAUGGAAUUGGACAAGUGAAGGGCAAAAUAGAAAAAGCACUAAUGCUGUUGACAAGUUAAACCACUGCCUGAACUCGUAGGUGAGACAGUGUGAGGCAGAUGAGGGACAUAGCACGAUCCAAGUGUAUCGGGGUCCGCAGGAACUGUGUCGUGUUAACUUUUUUUGUCGCUCUUCUGUUCCAACACUGCCUUGACAAUGAAACCUCGCUAAAUUGCCUGUCGAUCUCCUUUUGAAGAUCUAAGUGUGUGUCAAACAGUAAGGACUGCAGCUUUGAAGCACUAAGAUUUACAGUACUGUUGGCACGACAGCAGUCUUCAGCACGAACGGCCAGAAUUGUACUGUGAAACACUGUACAUCUGCGAAGCUUAAAGUGGACUGGCUGAAAACUCUGACCUUUUUGUAGGGAUAGAUCUAAUUAAACAGUGUGAGUUGCAACUGAGGGUCGCAGUGUGGAUAAGCUUUCUUUUAAAACUAUUACUACCUAUCUUUUGCCCAUCUGGAUACUCUUCGGGAAGGCCCUUUGAAGAACUUGCAAAUGAAUGUUGUGCAUUUCCACGUUCUUGUCAUCUGUUUUAAUACUAGCACAUGUUCGGAAUGUUAGCAUGGGGCUUUUUACUGAAGGUUAGAGUCUGUAUUGUUGCAGCAACAGCAGUGUUUCAGAGAUUGGCACCGAGCACGUUUGUUUGUUGAUCCUCUGUAGCAACCCAAAAGCAGGCUGAAGUGACAAACAGUACCAAAUGUCGCAUUGAUAAGGCAGCUAGGUAUAUAUGGUUUGGCUUAUUUAUCCUCAGUGAAAUUUCACAUUCAGUGGCAUUUCUUGGUGCAUUUCAUUUAAUAGAUAAUACCAUGUCCAAAUGCAUUAUUUGUUUUGUUCAGGAUUGGAAGCAUACAUCUUCAGGCAUUCUGUGUAACAAAGCUCUUAGAUUUUCUGAGUGGAAAGACAGGCGGUACCAUCUGUCAGCAGGGGACCAAAACAGCACCACAUUCUCUUCUGUGCUGGGCAUGUUGUCAUCCUAGGAUAAACAGUGCAGCCACUCCUGCCACUAAAAAAAUUUGCAUGUUUCAGCUGGCAUAUUGCCGGAAGUGACGCAUACUUCUGAUUUGUUCUAGGUGAAGCAGGCAAGUACUGUGUGCAAACAUGGUAUUAAAUGAUGUACACCAUCAAUAGACACUUAUGAAUGUGAAAUUUUAACAUGAACCAAGCAGCAGUUUAGCCAGACAAACCACUUGCACCUGCCUCCCUUAUCAAUGCAACAUUCUGUAGAGCAGGCAUGCAGCCCUCAGCACGCCUUUCAGAAGUGACCAAAGUGGUGCUAUUUUUUGCCUUCUAAUUUGUCAGAUUAAAUUGUUUGAGUUUGCAAAUGCAACAAUCAGGUUUUUGGUUGCCAGUUAGGUAAGAGUAGUGUGAUUCGCCUCAUGUAUGUGCAGGCAAAAAAUAACAAAAAAGGUUGAGACAGUUCAUUCUUUUUUUCACCAAUAUGCAAGGUGUGUAGUUGACAUCUGUUACAAAACACCAGAAAAUGUCACUCCUACCGUGAUAGGAUACUUCAGAGGCCAGAGAACAACAAUGCAAGACAGGUGGCAACGCUGCCCUGAAGUUCCUGCGUGUGCUAGUUGUGACGUCGUGUAUUUGACAAUGUCUGCCCAGGCCUAGUCAGGUUUCUAUCGACAAAAAUUAACUACAUCAUGUUCUAAAGGAUAAAAACACUGCACUUGGCAAGUUUCAAGAACUUUUGCUGUGUCACACCAGCCCAAAUAUGAAAAAAUAAUAAAUAGCUUGCAAUGUUGCACUGACUUAGUAGCAUAAAAUUAUUAAAAUAAGGUAUGGCCUUCAUUUCCUCUACUAGUAAUGAACCUCUUACUGCAAUAUUAAUAAAUAUAGGUUUUACAAGGAUCGCAUAGGCAUGUAGAUUAUUAGUUUUACAAACAAGCAGUCUCAAAAGUACACACAUUUAAUUAAACAAACAUGUUGUUUUUGUUUUGUUUUUUCUUCUUUUCAGUUUUACAUGGAGGGAAGAAUAAAGAGGACAGGCCUGUGAGCCGCACGGUGUCUGGAGUGGUCUCACUGCAUGAAAGGACUUUCCAAGUUUAGGGCACAUUUUGUGAGGGUAAUCUUACUGGGUCGUUCAGAGUAAUGAAAUUGAAAUUCAUUAAAUAAAUGCUGCAAAUGGAAUGCUUAGGGUGUAUUUCGGCAGCAAUGGCCUUAUGGGGAGAGUAAAGGAAGUCAUUACAUUUAAUGAGGUUGAUAGCUUACACCUUUGAAGUGGCAGACAUGGCAGACAGCAAGUCAGCUAGCCAGAAAAUGAGGCAAAAAAGCAAAGUAUGUUUGGCAGUGCCAAGCACAAGUACUGGAAGAAAAUUCCCUGCAAUGUCGCACGUAGUUGUAGCCCAAGAUAAUUGUUGGUUAGAGAAACAAGAUCCUCAUAGUGCAAUUUAAAGUAAAACUCAAAUUAACCUCGCAUAUUUUGCGGGCAGUUCUAGAAGAAGCUCUCAGAUCCAUGUAGACUGUGGAAUCUGCAUGACAUUGCAGAUGCUGUGGUUUUGGCGAGAGGAAAGUUGAAAAUGGCCAAGUCAGUCUUCAUUUGAACUUCUCUUCACGAAGUCCUUAUUAUCCCAAUUAAUAAACCCAAACUGAUUUUAAUAGCAACUGUGGUGAUAGACCAGUUAUAUUGUAUGUACAUUUUGCUACUAAAUGUUCCUUUAAAGGUCUCUGUAGGGGUUUGCGAAGCAGUCAAGUUGGGCCUGGGAGCUUUCAGAGUUACUUGAGAGACCCUUGUCUAUGUUAUCAAUGCCUUAAAACAUGCACAUGAUUUAAGAGAUGACAAAGGCAGGAUGCCUGCCUUGGUUUGUCGUCAGAGCUUGCAUCCCGAGAUGUGCUGCGUGCCUGCCUUUCGAUUUCAAGGCAAAAAAAUGUUUUCUUUUCCUUGCGUUUCCACUGCACAUUAUGUCGCAGCCUUUUUGUUGGCUCACAUCAUUGCUUGCUCGAAAACACCUGCCAGGAGGAAGGACGUGGAACUAGCUCUUAGCAGUAAGGCUUAACUACAGCAAACAAAAUCGCUGCAGAAUUUGCAGCUACGUGUAUUGUCUAUUUUCUUUAAAGCCCCUGUCACGCAGCAGUAGUUAAACAUGAUUUGCUGUCAGGUCAACCUGUCUUGAGUGCUGCUUAUGUCUGGGCUGGCUCGGGCAGGCCACUGCUGUGACAUGCCUAAUACAGCUUGUAAGUGUUUAGUCAGAUAGACCAUAGCACUGCACGUGUUCAUGUCCGAAUGCAAGGACAUAUUGAUUUUUUUCUCGUGGAUUCACUUUUGCUAUACGACUGGUGUAUUGCUUGUGCCCAUAUAUGUCAAAUUUGUUUGUAAGCAUGACUCGAGGCAUAUAGCCUGUGAUUGUCACGCAAACUGUGUGAUUUGUGGCAGUCCUCUCUCUCUCUUUCCCCUUCUGCAUGGUGUGAGUGCCACAGCUAAAAGUAACACAGAUCUGCCAUCACCUUGUGUUUGAAUGGUUGUGUGUUCUGUGUAGCUGUUUUAAUGGAUGUCGGUGCACUAAUUUCAUCAGGGGGUUGCCUGUCCUCCAAACCAUCAGCUAUGUCGUACAAUUGCAUUCACACGUGGCAAAAACAAGGACACUGGGUAGUUCUGCAUUGUGGUACACGUUACAGAUAACAUAAAGAGUGAAGCAACAAGAAGACCAUCAUCUGUACCUUCAACCAGUUUGCUGAAGUAAGAAAUGACCCAUUUUUCAGUGAAGCCAUAGUGUGAACUAGACGAAUCAAAAAGCCAGCUUUAAAUUAUAAUUUGUUUAACUCUGUCUAACGCAUGUUGUCACUGCUCACCAAAGUUUAAUUAAACCUGGAAUGAUCACUCUCAAUAGUGCUACAUACUGUAUGUUAGCCUGGUUGUUGAUCCCGUAGAUUAGAAACUGCAGCGUAAUGAUGCUACUGUUCCAAUGAGAUGGGUUAAAUUCAAAUGAUCCCAAUAGUUUAUGGCCUGAACAACCUCAUUAUCAAUCAUUUUCAAACCUGCAUUCACACACUUUAUUGUUAGAACUGAGAAAAAAUAUUGGCACGUCUAUUAUGUAAAUUGACACUUGUGCAGAACAUAAUCUCCCAAAUGUACAUAGCUUAUCAGCCUUGGCACAAAUAUGUUGUUAAUAUUUGUGUAAGUUGUUUCUAUGCCUCACCUGGUCUCUAAACAGAUGUGGCUGUUCUGACGUGUUUAAGAGAAACGUUCAGGUUGGUCAAGAAAUGUCAGUCUGCAGGCCCUUGCACCUAACUUGAGCUUAAUGCUGAUGAAAUAUAAAAACAUAUUCGAGAAGCUAGCCUUCAGAAAAGAUGCAGCAUCCAAAUUUUGGAUGCCAUGUCAGGCAAGCUUAAAGGCAUCAGGCAAGCUAUGCCUGUAGUUAGAUGUAUGACACAACAGAAUGUAAUUAAGUGGGUAGUGUAGAACUUGUUGCUGGGUGAGUUGGUUGGGAUCUAAUAAACACAUUGUUGCACCAAAAAAGGAAAAUAAUGACUUCGGAGGGAGAGUAUGAAAUGAAAGAUCGAGCACUCAAUCUUUCGUUUCAUACUCUCCCUCCCAAGUCCUUAUUUUCCUUUUUGGAGCAACGAUGUAUUCAUUAAGUGGGUUGUUAUGGAGGUUCAUGAAAGAACUCGCAGAAUAAGCUUAUUUGGUCAGUUGCUGUGGUGUCACUUGCAGCAAGUCUUUAUUGAAAAGUGAAGUGCUGGUGCAAACUUGCAUCCCAAGGCCCUUCAAAGAACCUUUACCUUAAGUGUUUACGCUGACAUGACAAAAUUAUGUACACCAUAGCAACAGGUCUUGCCUCUCCAAGCUUUACACUCAGAGGAACAUUUGUGGAACUGCCCUCUCUUGCCACUCACUUUCACUCGCCAGUGCAGUGUGGCCAUCACAAAUUCUUCAGUGUCAGUCACAAUUUUACAAGUGUGGUAGUAGUAGUAGUAGUAGCAGUAGUACCGUCUAAUGUAGAUUUGAUGUCGCUAUGCCAAAGAACCUCAAGGUACUGUGUGGCUAUUUUAAUUUUUAUGCAAGAGCUCGAUAAAAUAAUUUUUUUUCUUUUUCAUUCACUCACAGACUGCCAUGUUUAAACUGCACCUCACAAUGCUCGAGGUUCACCUGAAAAAUAAAUUGCCCUGAUAAUAGUCCUACACAAAACGGUUGUGGCUUCAGUAGUGUAGCUGCAGCUUUUGUAACUGUUCAAGAACUAUUUCGAAGCUAUUUAAUUAGACACACACUUGAUUCACCUGCAAUUGUCAUGAUAGCUUAAGAGAACUUCUUUGCUGGGCCAGUUGGUAUCGAUUAAUUAUACCUAUUCUUAAGGUGCCAAAAAACAACACACAGCACACAAGAGAGGCGCUCUGUCUCGUUGUCCUCUCUCAUGUGCUGUGUGUUGUUUUUUGGCGCCUUAUAGGUAUAAUGAGUCAUAACAGCUUACCCAACAGCUCUGCUGGACAAUGCCAUGGUUUUCCCACUUCUCAACCCAACCUUCCUUACGAAAGUCACCUUAGCUUUUUCAAAUGUUAGCUGUAGCAUGCCUUGUUAUAUUUGUCUCCUGUGCCGUUUGUUGUGAAACCAGCAUAUCAUUCUGUAACCAUGUGAUAGUGACGUACAUGACGCUUUCCUGCAGUAGCGGGGACAAAUGUAUUCACUUUGAGUUUCUCAAGAACCUUCUAGCUCUGAACACACCAUAUCUCUGUUACAGUUUAAUGCUUUUUUCAUUGUGUGCACAAAGACUAAUAAAACAAAAGUAUGGCCUCGCGUUGAUGAAAGGUGCACCUUCAUCCGAAGUGAUAAUGUGUCUUGUGUAAAGCGUAAUGCACUUUGCUCGUGUCAUGCACACAAUUUAAGAAUUGUAAAACACUGAGAGCUCUGUUGCAUAAAUGUCGAACAUGGUUCCUUAUAAAAAGGUCAAUAUAGAUAUAUACAUUGUUUGCUCAAGGAAGAGUAUGGUAGUUUUGGUGGCCAGGCACACAAAAGUAUAUUGCUUAUGGCUACCCAUAUCAGGAUGGACAGCAUUAGAACAGUAAGAAAAUGAGUGUAAUGCUUCAUACUGUCUCUUCAAGUCUUUAUUCACUGUUUUCUUUCAUGUGACCUGGGUGAUGUUUGCUGCUUGCUCCCAUCACACUCUUAAGACAUACUCACUUCACCCAAAUUAAAAUUUACCUGCACUAUAUGUCCGAAUACCGCUGUGUGCCAAACACGUAUUUCAGGCUUACUAUCGCCUCCUUUUUUGCUUGAAAAACAAUAGCACUUCUAAGCUGCGCUUUUAAGCACCUAACCAUAAAAUUCCCAUGUCCAAGGUUCAACGACACUUCACAUGUGAUACUUCAUAUUGAAAUAUAUAUAUAAAGAUAUAUAUUAUACAUAACUAUAAAUGUGUCUAUAUGUACAUAUAAACAUUCAUUGUGGUUGUUUGUUGUGUGCUAUGGUGGCUUACAAGCCAUGCCUGUUUGCUUCUAUAGGACUUUGUAACUGUUAUGGGACAGAGUGAAAAAAGAGGAGCUGAAUAAAGAUGGAAAUGUUUGUGGGUCUUUGUUCAUGAA